Molecule: messenger RNA, 2286 nt
Organism: Fomitiporia mediterranea MF3/22
Lineage: Eukaryota; Fungi; Basidiomycota; Agaricomycetes; Hymenochaetales; Hymenochaetaceae
Exons: 6
Molecular function (GO): FAD binding
Source: RefSeq, a predicted model, not a curated record
AACAGAAUCCUAAAAUUCUGCAAAGACCACACCCUCUACCCAUCCAUCAAAGCUGGGGGGUACGGUACAGCCGGGUGGGCAAUUAACGGGGACAUCGUUGUUGACCUCUCGAGAUUGAAUGAUAUUGAUAUCGAAAUGCCUCGCCCCGUUCCAGAGACUAAUAAUAAAUCGGAGCAUGGUGGGUUUACGAGGUUGAGGGAUAGUCCGAUUCAGGAGAGUGUCGGUGGGAAGGGUAAGGCGAAAGAAAGCGAUUCUUCGAGCGUGAUAGAGGAGAGAACAGGCGGGUUCGGUGAGAAAAAGGAGAGCAGGAACGGGAAUGACGAGAGGAACGGAAACCCUUCGAAUGGUAAUGAACCGGGAAUGGGAAUGGGAACGGGGAAGAGGAGACGAAGUCCGUUCGAUACGUCUACAGGUCUUCCACGCGACCCGUUCGUCGCGAAGUUCCUUCAAAUGGACGGCUCUGGCAGCGAAGAAAACGAAGAUGAAAGUAAAGUGGAGAAAGACAACUUGCCUUCUCCUCCAAUUCGUCGUCGACUCGAUAACACCCAGGCCGAUACCAACACGCGUACGUCAUCUUCCAUUGUAUCUGGUAUUUCCGGUAUACCUACUGUCGACCUUCGUGAUCAUGGCCCAGGAACCGGAACCAUCAACUAUAGUGAGAAUAAAAGCGAGGACGGGGACCAGUUUCCAAAUGUAGGCUCGGACAGCAUGUCUCCCUCCGGGAGCGUGGUAGGGAGCGGGAGCUCAAACACCACCAGUACUGGUACUGAUCGGACGAUCUCCAAUGAUGGAUCCUACAUUUCCACUACCACCAACACGUCUAUGUCCGUGUCCGGUUCUGGUUCUGGUUCGACGGCGUAUACGACCCCCGCUGGUAGUACAGUGGCUACCAGUACUGGUAAUGCCAGUGAUGACGGGAAGGGUCUAAGCGACGUAGACAUGGAUGUGGACUUGGAUGAAGGAAAAGAGAAAGAGAAAGAAGACGCUGCAGAUGUGAUUGGGACCGUCUCUGCUGGUUUAGCUGACCCGAGUGGUGUUAUGGAGGGGUUACGACAAAUGGUUCCUUCCCCUUCCCCUUCCUCCUCGUUUUCUCCCUCGUCUGCUGAUGGUGUUAGUGUUGCGGUUACUUCUAGUACUCUUCCUACACCAACAAACGCCACACAGGCUCAAGCAAACAAUACAUCCUCUGCGCCAACUCCAACCCCAGCUCAAGACCCUUCCUCCACGACCACAUCCCGUCCAGAAAACUUCAGCAUCCGCUCCGUAGACCCCUUCGGAUACAUGAGCGGCCCAGCGAGUGCGCGAGCUCCCGCAUACGUCUCGGGUGUGAGGCCGCAGAGGGGUUAUGAGCAGCCUGCGUUUGGUCUGGGUGGUACUAGUACCACGACUGCUACUGCCGCGUAUCCGCUCUCUUCUUCCGGGGGUGUGGGAGCAGGGGCGGGACCGUCGAGUGUGCCCAUGGUUGUUGACUCCUCUUCCGAGGGCAUCGGCUCGGGGACGGCGACGGGGAGGCCCGGGUUCUUGUCUGUCGCAGCUGCACCCGUUCACCCAUAUGCAUACGUUUCCUUCGGUGCAGGCGUGAAACAGAAAGACAUCGACUUGUUCACUGCUGCGCACCCGUUACCUGCUACGUCUGCGAAUGGGAACAUGUUGUCGAGUAUUCCGUAUCAUGUUCCUUUGGCAGCGCACCCCGUGGGCUCGAGCGUGAUGAUGCUCGGUGGAUUCGGGUUCCUUUCCCGUCUACACGGACUGUCAAUCGACGCGCUUGUUGAGGUGGAGAUGGUACUGGCAGACGGAAGCGUCGUCUAUGUGAGCGAGAAUGAGCAUCCUGAUUUAUGGUGGGCACUUCGAGGUGCUGGACCUGCGUUCGGUGUCGUGACGAGGUACAAGGCGAAAGCGUACCCCGUUCCUGUCGUCUUUGCAGGGAACCUCAUCUACAACUUCCACCCACACACCACCGCCUCACUCAUCAAACACUUCCGCGACUGCGUCAAAGCCGCCCCUCGCGAACUCUACACCAACGUUCUCCUCACUGCCGGACCUGCCGACAAAGGUUCACUCGUCGUCGUUCAAUUGUGUUAUGUUGGGCCGAAAGAGAAGGGAAGAGAGUUUUUGCAGGCGCUGCAGAGCGUCGAGAGUGGGGAGAAGUGUUUGUUGAAUGAGGUGUGUGAGAAGACUUUCUUGAGUCAGCAGGACAGCGUUGCGCAGAUCUUGAGGGGGAAAGCUGGACGACAGUGGUACAUCCGCUCGGCGCUGAUUAAACCACUAUAUAGACUACACCUGCUC